AUGAACCGAAAAAAGGCUUUUUUGGCUGAAUCGAUUGGGAGAAAACUUGGAUCUGGCAGUUGUCUGGUAGGAAAAGUCAUUGCACCAAAGGAUCGUUUCUUGAGUCAUAAUGAAAUUGCCAACCAUUUUCGUAAGUAUUGGAAUGUGCAACAUGGUUUUCACCAUAUGGAUGCCGGUUGGAAUACUGUUUUCUUCAAGUUUAACUCCCCAGUAGAUCUACGAAGGGUUCAACAAGGUUGUCCAUGGACAAUUGAAUCUGAUUGUGAUCGGGAUGGCCUUGCAAUCGGUGCAUGUUUGUGUACUCGAGUCUCUAUUGGCAUCACAAAGCCACUUUGUCAUUCAGUGGAGUUCAACUUCAAAGACAGGAUUUAUGCUUGUGAAAUGAGCUAUGAAAGGCUCCGUGAUUUUUGUUAUUUUUGCAGAAUAAUUGGCCACACUGAUCAGGAUUGUGAAGCAAAGAUCCUUAGUAAUACCACCCAUGAGACAAUCAUCAAUUUCAGGAAAACUCUUCGGGCAGCUUCAGUCACUGGUCGUUCUUCAUCAUCGUCAGGAUCUUCAAGUGGAAAUUGGAGGAGAUCAAGUUCUGAUAGCCAAGCCAAUUCGAGUAAUAAACCCUUAUAUCAGCCUCCCAACAAAAGAGACGAUUUUGAAUGCAGGAAAUCCACUUACCCGAAGCUUAUGAUUGUUUCUGAACCUGUUUAUCCUACCGAAGACAUUGUUGUUUCUUCACUCCCCACCCCAUUGCCUUCAAAACCACCACCCUCACCCUCUGAUGAACUUGUUCAUGUUAGCCUCCCGAAACCAACCCCAAUCUCACACGAAACAUACAUUUGGGGAAACUUUGUCCUCAGGGACUUCCCUUGUCUUGCAACCCCUGAAAAUCUUGCUCGAACUUUUCCGUAA
Messenger RNA from Oldenlandia corymbosa var. corymbosa, 903 nucleotides. The record is from the annotation of a GenBank genome assembly. NCBI's taxonomy places the organism in Eukaryota, Viridiplantae, Streptophyta, Magnoliopsida, Gentianales, Rubiaceae.